Messenger RNA from Neurospora tetraspora, 1194 nucleotides. RefSeq lists its product as uncharacterized. Bases 1 to 1194 code for a protein of 397 amino acids. Lineage: Eukaryota; Fungi; Ascomycota; Sordariomycetes; Sordariales; Sordariaceae. The transcript is spliced from 3 exons. The record is from RefSeq and is a predicted model, not a curated record.
AUGAUGGAACGCGGAAACAGGCACUCAUCAAGCGGCGCGACUGCUGUCUCGAACGAAUCGGCCAUGAACUCAGACCUCAUGAGUUUUACCGCCCUGGAAGGAGAGGAUCCUUACCUCCCAAAUCUCUGGAUUUGUGAUGUGAAUCUCACAGACGACCAGGAGCUCGUCAUGGAGCAUCUAAUCGCACACCUGAAUCAUCCUCGCGUGGUGUCACUUCAAGCCACUGCUAACGCUAUUCAUGCGCUGAUGCCACUGAAGACCGUUCCAGAAAACUAUAUGUCGUCCGACACGACGGCGCGUCCACUGUCCUCCAGCAGUAUGCAGUUGAGACACCCAGCCGCCAGAGUGAUGCGAGAGUUUUGGUGCGUUUUCUUCGACGUCGCGAAGAAUAUACCCCAUUGGCAUCCUGCCCAGGAGAGACUCCAGAACCUCAUCAAGAACCUGGCAGACCUCUACGAAGCAGGUGCGGAGGUCGAGAAGAAGGAGUGGAUGAGGCGCGAACGCGAUGGCCUUGGAACAAAUGUCUCCCUUUUGCCAUCUCACAUGGUGGGAGCCCUUGCCCUACUUCUCGGACUCUCUCUACAAGAAUGUUUCAUGGCGUCGGCCGCGGAGUGGAUGAAAUUCGCCGCGCAUCUCUUGUGGCAGCAAGCGCUCGACUGGGACAACCCCGCAAGCGACAAGUCCGGGAAGAAAUCGUCCUACAUCUGGGACUGGGGCUCGCCAACCGGUGUCAUGUACGGAGGGGAGCCGGGAAUGCACAUGGAUCGGUGGAUGCAUUGGUACGCCACGUUUCGCAGCAUCAUCAAGAAAUGCAGCAAACUGGAGGAAGCAAAGCUGGUGGUUCAUUAUGCGCAGGUAUCGAUGACUGCCAUGGACCGAGUUAUGGGGGUGCCGGAGUCUAACAUCGUUGGAGCUGACCAGUCAAAUGAAUCGAAGGGCGAAGUAACAGGCUAUCUGACUUGCGAGGAUCUCAUUGCGGAGGGUAUUGCUGGUCUUCGCCUCGGUAAUUCCGGUACUUCCGGAUAUGGCGCUGUUGGUGACGUGGUUGAGGGUAUUGCUGGUCUCACCCUUCAGCCUACUGUGUUCAAAGAAGAGGUUGUUUCAAGCGAAACGACUUCUAGCGAGAAAGCGGACGCGAAGACCGAAGCGGUUGCCAAGGGCAAGCUGGUCAUCAAGAGCGAAGCUUUCGUUUGA